CCCCCACCCCUCCUGCCACCAUUCCCCUGGCAAAAGAGCAUCUGGUGAGUGCAAAGGGGCCUCUCCGGGAAGGGGAGAUUCCCCCGGGAGGAAAGAGCAGGGGACGGCGUUGCAUUGUUGCAAUGGCAUUGCACUAUUGCAAUGGCAUUGCAUGGUUGCAAUGCAGUGAAUUGCAUUGUUGCAAUGCCUUGCAUUACAGCGUUGCAACACGUUGCAUUGUUGCAGUGCGCUGCAAUGCAUUGCAGAGGAGUGGGCUUUGGUCGGGUCCCGUGGGGGAGAGAAGCGCAAGGCAGGCAGAAGGAGGCAGACAGGGAUCCCCCGCUCCUGCACCAUCCCUCUUUUUUCAGUCCCUACAAAGGGAGACGGGGUGGGGGGGGGAACCUCCAGGCUGUCACUAUUGGGGAUGGGGGCGGGGAUUCAAACGCAUACCGGAUCUAAAGGUUUGCAGAACUGUCGUCAAAGGCCCACUAUUAAUAUAAAUCAGGGGUCAGCAAACUCUUUCGGCAGGGGGCCGGUCCACUGCCCAUCAGACCUUGUGGGGGGCCGGACUAUAUUUUUGGGGAAAAUGAACGAAUUUCUAUGCCCCAUAAAUAACCCAGAGAUGCAUUUUAAAUAAAAGCACACAUUCUAGUCAUGUAAAAACACGCUGGUUCCCGAACCGCCCGCGGGCCGGAUUGAGAAGGCGAUUGGGCCAGAUCCGGCCCCCGGGCCGUAGUUUGCCUACCCAUGAUAUAAAUUAAAAGCCAGACUUUUGGGAUCCUCUCCAGAGGGUCUCCUUUGUUGAGCCCUGAUUUGCUUUGCUUUGCGGAAAGCUUGCACGGUGCUUAAAGCAGUUCCCCCCCACUUCGUUUUGCUUGUAGAGCUCAAACCUCACCACAUUAUUAUUAUUUUUAUUAUUAGUUAUGAAUUUUGUAUACUACCCGUUUCCUGAAAAUCGCAGGGCGGUUGACAAUGUAAAAAUACAAAACGAGAACAUAAAAGACAGAGAAUAACAAAUAACCCUCCUCCCGCAAACACAGUUACAAACUUCAAAAAGGAAAAAUAAAAAUGUAAUAGAUCCCACUCCCCCUAGGUGACAGAGUACUUGAAUCCGCUUUUAAUUGAGUAAACCUCAGUUUCCUGCUGUGUAAAUUGGAAAAGAGGAAACCGCCCUGUACGUUCACACUGUACAGUGGUACCUCGGGUUACAUACGCUUCAGGUUACAUACAGUUCAGGGUACAGACUCUGCUAACCCAGAAAUAGUACCUCGGGUUAAGAACUUUGUUUCAGGUUAAGAACAGAAAUCGUGCGCCGGCGGCACGGCGGCAGCAGGAGGCCCCGUUAGCUAAAGUGGUGCUUCAGGUUAAGAACAGUUUCAGGUUAAGGACGGACCUCCGGAAUGAAUUAAGUACUUAACCCGAGGUACCGCUGUACAUUUAAAGCACUCGUAUACCACUUUAAGCAGUCAUGCCUCCCCUCCCCACAAAGCACCCUGUGAACUGUAGUUUGUUAAGGGUGCUGAGAGUUAGUAGGAGACACCCCCCCUUCCCCUCAGAGAGCUACAACUCCCAGGGUGGCUUAGCAAUCAACCCCCCCUUCCCAGCAAACUGUGAAAUGUAGGGGGGUGUCUCUUAAUAACUCUCAACACCCCUUUAACAAACUGCAGCUCCCAGGAUGUUUUUUUGGGGAAGCCGUGAAUGUUUAACAUGGUAUCAUAGAAUUGUAGAGUUGCGAGGGACCCCUAAGGGUCAUCUAGACCAACCCCUGCAAUGCAGGAAUAUCACAGUUCUUUAAAUGUGUGGUGUGAAUAGGCCUCUAUCAGGACCACUGGUCCACCUUCAUCAAUAUUGUUUAAUAAUAAUAAUAAUAUUCAUCAAUAUUGUUUAAUAAUAAUAAUAAUAUUCAUCAAUAUUGUUUAACAACAACAACAAUUUAUUACUUAUACAACAACAACAACAAUUUAUUACUUAUACAACAACAACAACAACAACAACAAUUUAUUACUUAUACAACAACAACAACAACAACUAUUUAUUACUUAUACCCUGCCCAUCUGGCUGGGUUUCCCCAGCCAUUCUGGGCGGCUCCCAACAAAAUAUUAAAAAUACAAUAGAACAUCAUACAUUAACUUCCCUAAACAGGGCUGCCUUCAGAUGUCUUCUGAAAGUAAUAUAGUUUAUCUCCUUGAUCUCUGAUGAGAGGGCGUUCCACAGGGCGGGCGCCACUACCGAGAAGGCCCUCUCUCCGCCUGGUUCCCUGUAGCCGCACUUCUCGCAGUGAGGGAACCGCCAGAAGGCCCUCGGAGCUGGACCUCAGUGUCCGGGCUGAACGAUGGGGGUUGAGACGCUCCUUCAGGUAUGCAGUGGUACCUGGGGUUAAGUACUUAAUUCGUUCCGGAGGUCCGUUCUUAACCUGAAACUGUUUUUAACCUGAAGCACCACUUUAGCUAAUGGGGCCUCCUGCUGCUGCUGCGCCGCCGGAGCACAAUAUCUGUUCUCAACCUGAAGCAAAGUUCUUAACCCGAGGUACUAUUUCUGGGUAGCGGAGUCUGUAACCUGAAGCGUAUGUAACCCUCAGGUACCACUGUACAGGACCGAGGCCAUUUAGGGCUUUAAAGGUCAGCACCAAUACUUUGAAUUAUUUUUCAAAUGCGCCUCGGAAGUCAAACGGCUCCCAAGGUGCGUUUCUCAAUUCUCUCUCUCUUUUAAAAAAUAAAUCUUUAUUGAUUUGAAUUAAAAAAUAUCAAAACGCAACGACUUUUAAUACAAACAUAAAGCAUAAUAAAUAAAUAAAUAAAUAAAUAAAAUAAAAAAGAGAAAAAAAUACAUACUAUUAUACAUUUCAUAUAUGUAAAUGCCAUAUCAUGUUUACACAUAAAUUCAUAUCAAUACAAGCUCACAAAAAAGAAUAAAAACAUUACUGUGAAUUAGCUAAAAAAGACUUCCCAGUAUUUUCAUUUGCUAUAUCUAUUCUUUCCUCUAUAAUGCACAGUCUCAAAUUAACUUAAUCAUUUUCGUAUGUGCAAACACAAUAUCAUUUCCACCUUUUAUUUACAAGAAUCACUCUAGUUCUACCAGGAGAUUCUUAUUCUUACAAUAGUUUUUUAGGUAUUCUUAAAAUAUUCUCCAUUCUUUAUAUACACUCUGUUUUGAUUGAUCUCUUACUCUCCCUGUCAUCUUUGCUAGCUGGAGAUACUCUGUCAUUAGGGCUUGCCACUCUGCUAUCACUUCAUUUUUCCAAUUUCUUGCCACUAAUAUUCUGGCUGCCGUUGUUGCAUACAUGAACAAUGUUUCAUAAUUUUCUCAAUGGAAUUUGCCGCCUGCCCAUUGCGCCUUGGUUGUCAAACGUUUCGGAGGUCUAACCGUCUUCCAGAAAGGAUUCUGUUCGACAACUGAGGUAUUAAUAAUAAUAAUAGUAAUAAUAAUACAGUUAUACCUCAUGUUACGUUUGCUUCAGGUCGCGUGUUUUCAGGUUGUGUCCCGUGGUGACCCGGAAGUAACGGAACGGGUUACUUCCGGGUUUCGCCACUCACGCAUGCGCAGAUGCGCAAAAUGACGUCAUGCGCAUGCACAGAAGUGACAAAUCGCGCCCUGCGCAGACGUGGGUUGCAUUCUUUUCAGGUUGCGAACGAGAUUCCUGAAUGGAUCCCAUUCGCAACCAGGGGUACCACUGUAAUAAGAAAAAAUCAGAGGACGUUUUCCGGCCUCCAGCUAUUGAUCUGGCUGCAGCCAAGAGGAAAUGAAUAAGAUAUUUAUGGAGGAGUUUGAGGCCAGGGAAAACAAGAGAAGGGGCUACUUUGUGGGCGGCCCAGUGAUUUUAGAAAUGCGAUCAAAGAUUGUGUCGCCAACACUGUAGAGACCUAGAGGCAAAACCACCGCAUGUGGGCGCAUAACUUACUUACCGUAUUUUUAGCACCAUAACACUCAUUUUUUUCCUCCUAGAAAGUAAGGGGAAAUGUCUGUGCGUGUUAUGGAGGGAAUGCCUACGGGUGGCAUGCCUACGGAUUUUCCUCCUCUAAAAACUGUGUGUUAUGGUCGGGUGCGUGUUAUAGAGUGAAAAAUACGGUACUUAUUACCUGCCAUUCACGCUAAGGUUCCAGGGCAGGUUACAGCAUUACAAACAGUAUUUUAAAUUUUUUUUCCAAACAGCUCUUCAAUCUCUGGUUUCUCACUGAGCCUUAACACUGGCCUGUUUUUCCUGCAGGCAGAAACCCCAGUUGGUUGCUAGCUGGAAUUGUCCGCACCGGCUUGUGAAAAUACCUUUGCUCCACGCAGAAGAACUCCAACCCUUUGCAAGCCUCCGAUCCGGACAGCUCUUGGCUUUAACAAGAGAGAAAUUGGCGGGAGAAUAUCUUUACGGCGAUCUCGGAAGCCGCCUUGGAGUACAGAGCGAAGAUGGAGGAGCGAACCGCAGCUGGCCCUGACGCUGUUGAGAUUGGGAGCCGUGGGACAUACAGGGAAAAGUCUGUCCCAGAGAUCCCGGGGGUGGACAAUGCCAGCUCUGAUGACCAGCGCCAGCGCUUCAGAGGGUUACUCUACCAGGAGGCCAAGGGACCCCGAGAGGUUUGCAGCCGACUCCACAGUCUCUGCCGUCGGUGGCUGAAGCCAGAAAGGCUCACCAAGGCCCAGAUCCUGGACCUGGUGGUCUUGGAGCAGUUCCUGGCUGUCCUCCCCCCGGAGAUGGAGAACUGGGUCAGGGAGUGCGGAGUGGAGACCUGUUCUCAGGCGGUAGCCCUGGCCGAAGGCUUCAUCCUGAGCCAGGUGGAGGGGAAGAAGCAGGGAGAGGAGAAGCAGGUGAGAGAAUAUUUUCAUCUUGGUGGUUCCAAGGAGGAGAAAGCUAUCAAUGGCUACUAGCCAUGGUGGUUCUCUGCCUCUGCAGUGGGAAGCAGCCAUACUUCUGAAUACACCAAAGUUUCCCACAGGCAUUUGGUUGGUUGCUGUGAGAACAAGUUCACAUCUAGUAACCAAUGUGCCCUUUUGGUUUCAGGUAGUGCAUGGGUAAGGGUAAAGGGACCCCUGACCAUUAGGUCCAGUCGUGGCCGACUCUGGGGUUGCGGCGCUCAUCUCGCUUUACUGGCCGAGGGAGCCGGCGUACAGCUUCCGGGUCAUGUGGCCAGCAUGACUAAGCCGCUUCUGGCAAACCAGAGCAGCGCACGGAAACGCUGUUUACCUUCCCGCCAGAGCAGUACCUAUUUAUCUACCUGCACUUGGACAUGCUUUCGAACUGCUAGGUUGGCAGCAGCAGGGACCGUGCAAUGGGAGCUCACCCCGUUGUGGGGAUUUGAACCGCCGACCUUCUGAUUGGCAAGUCCUAGGCUCUGUGGUUUAACCCACAGCGCCACCCGCGUCCCAUUUUACAGAUAUAUAUCAACCAUAAAUCAUAAACCAAGGAAUCUCCUGGACUUCCAUCCUCUCCUUUGUGGGUCCUAAUUUAAUCAGGGAAUUUAAUUUAAUUAGGGCAGCUUUUAAUGUUUGAUUCAUUACUGUAUUUUAAUAUUUUGUUGCAAGUUGCCCAGAGUGGCUGGGGAAGCCCAGCCAGAUGGGUGGGGUAUAAAUAAUAAAUUAUUAUUAUUAUUAUUAUUUUCUCCUGCAUCUUUUUUUGAUGAUCCAAAGCUUUUACUUCUCCGUUGUGUCCAGAAUUCACCCUUAAACUCCAAGUGAUAUUCCAGUCCUACCAAAGAUUUUAACUGUAUACAACGGUCUUUAAGAUAAAGUUCCAAAUUUACCCCGUUCCUUAUUAAAAUUUUGGUCUUCCUGAUUCUUCCGGUCAUGUUAGCCAUUGCAGCAUAGUCCAUCAACUUCAUCCGCCAUUGUUCUCUUGUAGGAACCUUGUCUUCUUCCCAUCUCUCUGUAUGCGGAAGGUCCCGUACUUCUCCCUCUGAAAUCCCAUCGGAAGCUGCCGCGCACAGAGCCAGACCAUUGGUCUCUCUAGCUUCAGUACUGUCCACACUAAACGGUCAGCAGCUCAACAGGAUUUCAGGCAGGAGCCUCUCCCAACCCCACCUGUAGAAGCCAGGGAUUGAACCUGUGACCUUCUGCUUGCAAGCAAAUGCUCUUCCACUGAGCUGUGGCCCUUCCGAGGUUGAAAUCGUCAUCAUCAUCAAACCUUUCAUUGGCAUCACAUACAACAUCCAAAACAAAUCAAUACAGAAUUACCACUUCCCCAGUGGCACAAAACAUUUGCUAAAAGAAAGGAGGCAGAGCAGUUUAUCGUCACAUCUCUUGGUCUCCAGGGAGAUAAUACAGUGGUGCCUCGCAAGACGAAAUUAAUCAGUUCCGCGAGUCUCUUCGUCUUGCGGUUUUUUCGUCUUGCGAAGCACGGCUAUUAGCGGCUUAGCGGCUAUUAACGGCUUAGCGGCUUUAAGAAAAAGGAAACAAACUCGCAAGAACUCGCAAGACGUUUCGUCUUGCGAAGCAAGCCCAUAGGGAAAUUCGUCUUGCGGAACGACUCAAAAAAUGCAAAACCCUUUCGUCUAGCGAGUUUUUCGUCUUGCAAGGCAUUCGUCUUGCGGGGCACCACUGUAAUAAUAUAAUAAUAACUGUUGCUGUUGUUGUUUAGUCAUUUAGUCGUGUCCGCCUCUUCGUGACCCCCUGGACCAGAGCACGCCAGGCACUCCUGUCUUUCGCUGCCUCCCGCAGUUUGGUCAAACUCAUGCUGGUAGCUUCGAGAACACUGUCCCACCAUCUGGUCCUCUGUCAUCCCCUUCUCCUUGGGCCCUCCAUCUUUCCCAACAUCAGGGUCUUUUCCAGGGAGUCUUCUCUUCUCAUGAGGUGGCCAAAGCAUUGGAGCCUCAGCUUCACGAUCUGUCCUUCCAGUGAGCCCUCAGGGCUGAUUUCCUUAAGAAUGGAUGGGUUUGCUCUUCUUGCAGUCCAUGGGACUCUCAAGAGUCUCCUCCAGCACCAUAAUUCAAAAGCAUCAAUUCUUCGGCGAUCAGCCUUCUUUAUGGUCCAGCUCUCACUUCCAUACAUCACUACUGGGAAAACCAUAGCUUUAAUAAUAAUAAUAAUUUAUAAUAAUUUAUUGUUUAUACCCUGCCCAUCUGGUUUGUUUCAUUUAAAUCAGAUUUUUUUUAUUUAAAUCGGAUUUUUAAAAUAAAAUGCUUUUGGAGGAAAAAUCUUCCUAAAGACAGUUUUCUGUUUAAGUUACAUUAUAGUCCAAGGGCUAAAAGUAAAUAAGGAAAGGCUAUCAGGAAAUAAGGAUUUGUUUUAAGUUUUUCAUGUGUGCUAAAAUUCAGUUAAAAAAAUAAAAUUAUUUAACCACAUCACUUAACCAACAUGGAUACAUAUGCGAUAAUGUUAUUGUUUUAGCUAAAUAAAUUGUUUAAAUUAUUAUUAAGGAAAUGAUGAUUUUUCUCCUUCUGAUAAAGUACAGCAGGAAAGUUGUCCAAAUAUAAACAGCCAACCUUACAAUACAGUGGUACCUUGGGUUAAGUACUUAAUUCAUUCUGGAGGUCCGUUCUUAACCUGAAACUGUUCUUAACCUGAAGUACCACUUUAGCUAAUGGGGCCUCCUGCUGCUGCCGCGCCGUUGGAGCACGGUUUCUGUUCUCAUGAAGCAAAGUUCUUAACCUGAGGUACUAUUUCUGGGUUAGCGGAGUCUCUAACCUGAAGUGUAUGUAACCCGAGGUACCACUGUAAUUUCAUUAUUAUCUGCCUAUGUAUUUCUAAUAGUAUAACCAAAUCAGUAAUUUUUGAUAUAACUGUAAAGGCUACUCUGAAAAUGUAUUGUCCCAAGAAUGAAACCUUCAUCUGGUUGUAAAUAUUAAGGUGAUACCAGCAAGAACGAGUCUUUCUGUAAAAAAAAUGAUUUAAAUCAAGUCUUACAGACUAGUGAUUUAAAUCAUGAUAUAAAUCGUGAUUUAAAUCAAUUUGAUUUAAAUCAAAUCCGCCCUGGUGGCAGGUGGGCCAUUCUCUGCUUCCUGUGUUCCUGUUCCAGCCCCACUGACUGCUGCAGAGUUUUGCAGAGCUGGAAGAAGAUGAUGCUGAAAAUCCAUCCCAGUCCCCUAGUUCUCUUCCCUGCUCCCUGAAUCAAAUCUUAGUUGCUGUUUCAGGUGCCGCGGUCCCUCCCGCAAGCGGUCACUGAUUCCCUCGAGUCAGAAAAGAACAUUCCUAAUGCCUGCAAGAAGUCACUCUGCGUGGGAAUCGCGCCAGAGAUUCGGACUCAAGAUGCGUCGCUGGGUAAGGGAGGGUUUCCUGUUCCUUGAAUUUCUGGGUGCUAUAUCGUUCUCCAGGAAAAAGUCUAGAUCUCCCUCUUCCUUUUUGUGGAUGCCUGUAAUUAAUGAGCCACUGAUCUUGCCUGUGGGGGGUGCCUGUCCAUCUCUGAGUGUGGGUCCUCCCUCCCACAACUCCCAGAGCUUAUUCCUCUCUCAGCCUGAGGGUUGAAUUCAGCAUAACUCUAAGCUAGGUAUGACUGCACGGAACAAGUUCUGUUUGCACGACAAGAGUAAAUCUGUUUGGAGUUUUCUCUUAACUCUCCAGAACAGAUUUAGCAGGCUUUGGGCAGAGGGAAAAAUCCCACUGCAAUAGUAGAUCUUGUCCGAACACACAAUUGAGUCGAAUCCCAUCUUGUCUCCUGUUUUAAUUAAUGUAUUGAUUCAAUGUCAUUGUUUUGCCACGUAUUUCAGUUAUGUUUAUAUUUUAAUUUUAACAUUUUCCUCCUCCUUCUCUCCUCUUCUCCCUCCUCUCUCUUUUUAAAACUGAUCUAUGGGGAAUCUGAAAGUGGCAAAUUAAAUGACUUGGUGACCAUAAUGUUUUAUUGUUGUUGAUGAUUAUUUAUGUCCCUUUAUAUUAUCUUGUUACCAAGUACUGUUCUGUUGUAGUGGUCUCAGGUUAUAUCCCAGUAUCGCAGCACGCUAGUAAAAAGUAUAAUUUAAAACAUCCUAAAUACAGUUUAAAGCAGUCACAAUUAUCCUUAGGGUUGCCAGGAUUUUAGCCUUCAAAUGCCUGCUUUUAAAUGCCUUAAUAUGCACAACUACAUUAUAUUAUAAGGUGGUAUAUAUAUUUAGUAGUAUUUUUGAAAUAUUUAUAUUUUAUUAAAUUUUCACAUAAUCCAUCUUAGCUACAUCACAAAUAACCAUUUUUGUUUUUUCUUUGACUUUCCAUAUUGUUCGAUAAAGACAUAAUUCAGAUAAUUCUUUACUGCCUUCUUGUUUAUAACAAUACAUUCAAUAUCAAUCUAACAAGAAGAAAUUCCAGUCUAGUCUGGCAGCUAGCUUUGCUGUUUCAACACAGCCCAUUAAUUUUAUUAACCUAUUCAUCUUUUGUAGAUGAUGUUUCCUCUUAUAUUUAGAAGUAUUAUUCCUUUUGUUUGUUAUUCGAUUUAUAUCCCACCAUUCCCUCCCAAAGGAGUUCAGGUUGGCAUUGCGAUUAUGAAAUCAUUGCAUUAUACUUUUAGCGUUUUAGAGAAAUAUUGUGUGCUGAUACCUUUCAGUGCGCGGUUGCCCCUUCAAAUUAACCAAGCAAUAAAAAAAGUUGGCAGCAUGGGCCUAACAGCAGCAGUUAUCUCCCGCUUGGACUACUGCAAUGCGCUCUACAUGGGGCUACCUUUGAAGGUGACCAGAAACUGCAAUUAAUCCAGAAUGCGACAGCUAGACUGGUGACUGGGAGUGGCCACCGGGACCACAUAACACCGGUACUGAGAGAUCUGCAUUGGCUCCCAGUAUGUUUCCGAGCACAAUUCAAAGUGUUGGUGCUGACCUUUAAAGCCCUAAAUGGCCUCGGUCCUGUAUACCUGAAGGAGCGUCUCCACCCCCAUUGCUCCGCCCGGACACUGAGGUCCAGCACCGAGGGCCUUCUGGCGGUUCCCUCAUUGCGAGAAGUGAGGUUACAGGGAACCAGACAGAGGGCCUUCUCGGGAGUGGCGCCCGCCCUGUGGAAUGCCCUCCCUUCAGAUGUGAAGGAAAUAAGCAGCUAUGUUAUCUUUAAAAGACAUCUGAAGGCAGCCCUGUUUAGGCAAGUUUUUAAUAUUUAAUGCUGUAUUGUUUUUAACACUCGAUUGGGAGCCGCCCAGAGUGGCUGGGGAAACAGCCAGAUGGGUGGGGUAUAAAUAAUAAAUUAUGAUGAUGAUGAUGAUGAUGAUGAUUAUUAGCACUGCUUUUCUAAAAGCAAAAACAACAUCUGUUUUUGCCAUCUUCUGCAGCAAGCAAUGGGGUGUUGUCCCUGACUGUCUCCGAAUCAUCUCUCAUUUGUGACAGAGCAACAGCAACAGCUUCUGCACAGUCAACUCGGGUAAGGACCGUCAGAAAAACGUGUACACGGGAUGGUUGGGGAGCCUCCACGUUCGAUAGAUUCACAGAAGUGUAGAGAUGGAAGGGACCACAUGAGGGGUAGCUAGUCCAGCCCGCUGCAAUGCAGGAAUCACACCUGAAGAAUCCCUGACAGAUGGCCACCUGACCUUCCUGCAGCCAAUCAGAAGCCGUGUUUUGGUUUCUGAAUGUUUUGGAAGUCGAACGGACUUCCGGAACAGAUUCUGUUCUACUUCCAAGGUACGAGUGUAAAUUGGGUGCCUGUCAUAUGUUGAUAGAGAUGUUAAACCCAUCAAACGACACACAACAGAGGCUGCGAGUUCUGCUUAUUUUGCUUAGGCAAAAGUUUGACUCCAGAGGGGUGGUGGAGGUAGUUUGGAAGGGGACGCUCAUUUCUUGCAAAUCGGAAAUCUUGCAGAAUCUGUUAGUCAAUCUUUCGUUUGUAUGCCACCUUUCAAAGUUAAAACCAUGCUCAAGGCAGCUUACAACAUAUAAAAAAAUUUACAUAACUACAGUGGAACCUUGGUUCUUGAACUUAAUCCGUUCUGGAUCUCCAUUCAACUCCAUUUGAAAACCAAGGCGCGGCUUCCGAUUGGCUGCAGGAGCUUCCAGCACUCAAUCUGAGGCCACGUUGGACGUUCAGCUUCCGAAAAACAUUUGCAAACUGGAACACUUACUUCCGGGCUUGCAGCGUUCAGGAGCUGAUCUGUUUGGCGACUAAGCCAUUCGGGAACCAAGGUAGCACUGUACAAGCAUAACAAAAGUAGUUGUAAACAAUAAGUGAAGCAUCAAAAAGCGCACAACCCAAUUGAACAAUUUACACAGAAGUACCGUAUUUUUUUGCUCUAUAAGACUCACUUUUUCCCUCCUAAAAAGUAAGGGGAAAUGUGUAUGCGUCAUGGAGCGAAUGCAGGCUGCGCAGCUAUCCCAGAAGCCAGAACAGCAAGAGGGAUUGCUGCUUUCACUGCAUAGCGAUCCCUCUUGCUGUUGUGGCUUCGGAGAUUCAGAAUAUUUUUUUUCUUGUUUUCCUCCUCCAAAAACUAGGUGCGUCUUGUGGUCUGGUGCGUCUUAUAGAGCGAAAAAUACGGUAAUAAUAUCCAAAAUAAAGGUGCAAGAAAUGAACAGUGACAACAGCAACAACCAUUCCCACAACAGUUGCUCCCUCUAAAAAUACCCUAGUCCAAGAUAUAUAUGUAUAAAUUAAGAUAUAUGUAACUUGAAGGUGGUGGCAUUUUCUUCCUCAUUCAGGGUCCCAUGGCCUUUGAAGAAGUGGCCGUGUGUUUCACCGAGGAGGAGUGGGCCCUGCUGGAUCCGGGCCAAAGGGCUCUGCACGGGGAAGUGCAACUGGAGAAUUACUGGAACGUGGCCUCUCUGGGUAAGGGCCACGCUUUGUUAAGUUCCAACAAUUUGUUAUAAUACAAUACAGCUUUUAAAAAUGCAGUCAUAAAAUAUAGAGUGGAUCUUGAAAAUAUGUCAGGUGUCCAAGGCAUAUGAUGAAAACUAUAUACAGUGGUAACUUGGUUCUUGAACUUAAUCCAUUCCGGGAGUCUGUUCCAACCCCUGAAACCUUUCGGAAACCAAGACGUGGCUUCUGAUUGGCUGCAGGAGCUUCCUGCACUCAAGCGGAAGCCACGUCAGACGUUUGGCUUCUGAAAAACGUUCCCAAACCAGAACACUUACUUCCGGGUUUACGGUGUUUGGGAGCCAAUUUGUUCUGGAGCCAAGCCUUUCGAGUACCAAGGUACCACUGUAAUGAAGUUGCCAGACACACUUCUGUAAGGAGGGAGUUCUACAGCUUAUUGUCUGCCACCAUCACUAUCCUGAGCUUCAGGGGGUGCGCUUCUUGGAGGUCUGUAGGAAAGGAGGCAGUUUUUCAUAUAUUUGGGGCCUGAAUCAUUUAUGGCUUUAAACACAAGCAUGAGUACCUUGAAUUGAGCCUGGGAAUUAACCCGUUGCAUGGUACCCAGUGCAGAUCGGAACUGUAAGUAAAGCAUUUUAAACUUACUUAGCAGUGUGUGGUCUGUUCAUUGCAAAAGGGGUAGAUCAGCUUACAUGCACCUGAGAUGGGAUAAAGAAAUGCAGCUGUUUGAAAACAUGUGUUAUAUGAGAUUUAAAUGGAACCCUAGGCAGUAAUUUGGCCGCUGCAGUUUGGACCAGUUGAAGUUUCUAAGUCAUCUUCAACUGCAGCCCCAAUCAAAUCUGGACAGCACAGUCUAGGAACUUGGAUGUGUAGAGCAGUUCUAAGUCUUUGGAAGGAAUGUGGAAGCAGAACCACACCUGUACGACGCAUUCUCUGCAGCAAUAAAUUUGGCAUGAUGGGGGAUGAAAAAAAUACUUCCUCCUUGUUCCCCUGCUUUGUCCGCUAACCAAGUUUCUCUCUCUGUAUUCCAGAAGGUGAUGAGUGGGAGCAUAAGACUGAUGAAGGGACAUAUGGAGAGUUGUCGGAAAGGAACAAGAAUCUAGAAAUGGAAGAGGAGAUUGGAGAUCAAGUUGAGCCAGAAAAGCAGGAAGGAAAUCAAACAGAGAUGUGGAUGAACGAAUCUGUUACAUGGCAGGGUGACAAUUUCCCCGAAAUCUUAGUUCAGCAGGGAAAACAGAAAGGGCAAAGAAAAAAUGUCUGUCCGGUAUGUGGGAAAAGCUUCAAUCGCAAGUCAGACCUUAAUGUUCAUUGGAGAAUCCACACAGGAGAGAAGCCAUACAAAUGCUUGGAGUGUGGAAAGAGUUUCCGGCAGCUAGCAAGCUUCUCAUCACAUCAAAGAAUUCAUACGGGAGAAAGACCAUAUAAGUGUUCCGAGUGUGGAAAGGGAUUUUACGACAAAUCGAGCCUGGUCAUCCACCAAAGAAUCCACACAGGGGAGAAACCAUAUCAGUGCUUGGUAUGUGGAAAAGGCUUCCAUCAAAGCUUCGGCCUGACUUCCCACCAAAGAAUCCACACCGGGGAGAAACCGUACGUUUGCUCGGAAUGCGGGAAGAGCUUCUACGAUAAGCCACACCUUACUAGACACCAAAGAAUCCACACCGGGGAGAAACCAUAUACUUGUACGGAAUGUGGAAAGAGCUUCAGCCAAAUCACGAGCUUCACUUCCCAUCAGAGAAUCCACACCGGGGAGAGACCCUUCAUGUGCUCGCACUGCGGGAAGAGCUUUUACGACAAGUCCAACCUUCUCACACACCAAAGAAUCCACACCGGAGAGAGACGAUAUGAGUGUCAGGAGUGUGGGAAGACCUUCAGUCAGAAAAAGAGCCUCACCUCCCAUCAAAGCAUACACACAGGAGAGAAACCGUAUCAGUGCCCGGAGUGUGGGAAGUAUUUCAGGCAGCAAACGGACCUUACUUCACACCAGAGAAUCCACACUGGGGUGAGACCUUUCCAGUGUCUGGAAUGUGGGAAGAGGUUUUACAGAAAAGCGGAUCUAAACAGACACCAAAAAGUUCACGCUGGGGUUGGGAGACCCAUCAUUGCUUGGAGCGUUGAAAUGGCUUCAGAUGGCGUAUCCAUCUUAUGCCCUCUAGGGGAAUUCACAGAGGAAAGCCAGUGUAUGGCUUCUGAGAUUAAGCAAGAACCCUGUUGCUAGCACAGCCCUUAUUAGCCAUCAGAGAACCCACACAGGGAAUUCAACUCCUCUGCCCCAAAUGAAUACUUGGGAGUGUUGGGGAACGUAAAAGAAGCUUUCGGAGAAUUGAAAAGCUUGCUGACUUAUUUUGUGACAUUUCAGUUGGCCCAAAGAAAGGUUUUGCCUUACUGUGGACUUCUUAUUUUGUACUUCCAUUUUUAAGAUUUCUGUAAAAAGAAAGUUUUCAUACUAUUCUGAACAAACGGAUGAAAGCUUCAAGUCUGGCAGAUGCAAGAGUUAACCACGAUACAGAUUGUGAAACUGGUUUUGGACCAUGGUUUCUGUUGGACCAGCUUCUCAUAUGAGCACGCUUGGAGAUCAAGGUCAUCUACGUAGGCCCUCUUGCCAAUUCCAAACCUACGCCUGGGGAGGGGCCUUCCUCUGUAGCCACACCCUCCCCAUGGAGAUUUCACAGAACCGUAGAGUUUGAAGGGACCGCGGGGACCACCUAGUCCAACCCCCUGCAAUGCAGGAAUGUUUUUUCCCAGCGUGGGACUUGAACCCUUGGCCCUUAGAUUAAGAGUCUCAUGCUGUACCAACUGAGCUAUCCGAGGUGAUUUGUCCCUCCUCUCUGAUUCCUGGCCUUUCCUUGCAGUGUUAAGACCAGCCUUAUGUUUAAGCACUAGCCUGAUAGCCUUAGGAGACAAGGAAUUGUGGGCAGGCAAGUGAGGGGGGCAGUAUUCUGUACCCUCUCUGAGUUCAGCACAAAAUGCAAGUGGGUUGUCAGAGGAGGGGUGGGGGUUUCUGGCACUAUUUCCAGCCCAGCAUGAUGGUAAGAAAAUAAUAGUGGCAGACCAGUAAUUUUUGUGAACUUAUUUAUAAGGCCAGUUUAUUUUAGGGAGGUCUUCAGCGUUUGGAGGUUGGAUUUGAUUGAUUGAUUGAUAUGCCAUAAUUGAUAUAUAAUCUUUGUGGGAUAUUUUCAAUGUUACUUCCUUCUUUUUCUUCUAGAUAUUGCAUGGCCAUGAUUGCAUAAGUAACAUACAUAUUUGGUUUACACGCCUUGUAUUUUCACAAAGCAUCUUCACUGCAGCAUUUUUUUAAUCUCUUAGGAUGGGGUGGGAGAGGAGGCAAAAUGGAAAGCUGUUUGUGAAGUUUGUUUUUGUACCUUUCUGCUUUCUGUUUGGUGCUGUCUUCUCCUUUUUUUGUGUACAGUGGUACCUCGGGUUACAUACGCUUCAGGUUACAUAGGCUUCAGGUUACAGACUCCGCUAACCCAGAAAUAUUACCUUGGGUUAAGAACUUCGCUUCAGGGUGAGAACAGAAAUCGUGCUCCAGCGGCACGACGGCAGCAGGAGGCCCCAUUAGCUGGUGCUUCAGGUUAAGAACAGUUUCUGCUUAAGUACGGCCCUCCGGAACGAAUUAAGUACUUAACCCGAGGUACCACUGUAAUCAAUUUAUAUUGAAAGUUUUCAACAUCAAAUAAUAAUAAUAAUAAUAAUAAUAAUUUAUUAUUUACACGCUGGCUGGGUUUCCGCAGCCACUCUGGGCGGCUCCCAACAGAAUCUUAAAAACAUGAUAAAACAUCAAUAAAAGCUUCCCUAAACAGGGCUGCUGUCAGAUGUCUUCUAAAAGUCAGAUACAGUGGAACCUUGGUUGUCGAACGCUUCGAAGCUGAACAAUUUGGAACCUGAACACCGAUAAUCCGGAAGUGAAUGCUUCAAACGAUUUUCAGAAGCCGAGCAGCUUCCAAGCCGCAUUUUUCAUUUUUUCCCAUUGACUUUGCAGCCAGCCCAUUGAUCCUCAGUUUUUGAACUUUUUGGAAGUUGAACGAUUUUCUGGAAUAGAUUUAAGUUCGAAAACCGAGGUUCCACUGUAGUUGUUUAUUUUCUUGAUAUCUGAUGGGAGGGCGUUCCACAGGGCGGGCGCCACCACCGAGAAGGCCCUCUGCCUGGUUCCCUGUAACCUCACUUCUCUCAGUGAGGGAACUGCCAGAAGGCCCUCGGAGAUGGACCUCAGUGUCCAGGCUGAAACUAAUAUAAAAAAGGGAAAAGAGCAAGAAUAACAAAAGCAAGACAAUAAAGAUGGAAAAGAAGAAAAAGGGACUAUAAAGCCCUCUAUUAAAAUGAUUUCUUCAUCCUUAUUCCACACAAAGAAGAGUUCUGAACCCUCCCAGCUCUCACAAAGAAUCAUAAAAUUGGAAGGGACCCUGAGGAUAAUCUAGUCCAACCCCCUGCAAUGCAGGAAUACGCAGCUGUCCCGGACGGGGAUCGAACCUGCAACCUUGGUAUCAUCAGCAUCACGCUCUAACCAACUGAGCUAUCCAGGCUCCCUCUAUAACUGAUACAUAACCUUUGUGGGAUAUUUCACUGUUGCUUCCCCACACCCCCAAAUCGCGCUAUUUCUGGCUUGUUGAUUUUGUUCUCUUCCUUUUGAAAUACUUCUUGUUUGUGCUUGCAUAUGUUGUUGCUUUUAAUUGCAUAUUAUUAUUAUUAUUAUCUUCAUCAUCAUCAUCAUCAUUUUCCUUAGCAGCAUUGAACUAUAUAUGGAAAGGAAAGGCAUAAGCAUUGAAAGCAAAUCAAUAAAGGAUAACUUAUGGACACACGAGUUCUUUACUGUGUGAGAAGGGAGGAUCAGAUGCCCUCAGGGCUCUUUGGGCUUUCUUGGGACACCUGGAAUGGUUGAGAGGACGGCCCACUCCUGAGGGAUGUAGGGUCUGCAAGGUAGCGACUCCGCAACUCCUAUUGGCUGCUGGAGCACAGCUGCUCUGUUGAAAUGCAUUCAUCACCAAACGGCUAUAGGUAGUCUAGUACUAUCGCAUCUAAUGCGGGG
Molecule: messenger RNA, 16606 nt
Organism: Podarcis lilfordi (Lilford's wall lizard)
Lineage: Eukaryota; Metazoa; Chordata; Lepidosauria; Squamata; Lacertidae
Source: the annotation of a GenBank genome assembly